UGCGGACCCCGCUGAGGGCGGCCAUGGCCGACAGCCAGAUGCCCUUCUCCUGCCAUUACCCCGGCCGGCGCAGCGUCCGCGACCCGUUCCGGGAGCCCGGCCUGACCUCGCGCCUGCUGGACGAUGACUUCGGGAUGUCGCCCUUCCCCGGGGACCUCACCGCGGACUGGCCCGACUGGGCUCGGCCCCGGCUCACCACGACCUGGCCGGGCCCCCUGCGCUCGGGCAUGGCCCGCGCCUCCGCCAUGGCCCCCAGUUACGGAGCCCACUUCGGGGGGUACCCCGAGAGCCGCAGCCCCGCGCCCUUUCCCCGCGAGCCGUGGAAGGUGUGCGUGAACGUGCACAGCUUCAAACCCGAGGAGCUCACGGUCAAAACCAAGGAUGGCUACGUGGAGGUGUCAGGCAAGCACGAGGAGCAGCAGGUGGAAGGAGGGAUCGUCUCCAAGAACUUCACCAAGAAAAUCCAGCUCCCCUACGAGGUGGACCCCAUCACGGUCUUCGCCUCCUUGUCGCCGGAGGGGCUGCUGAUCAUCGAGGCGCCCCAGAUCCCCCCCUACCAGCAGCACGGCGAGGGCGGCUGCGGCAGCGAGAUCCCCGUCGAGAGCCAGGAGGCCACGUGCGCCUGAGCAGCCUCCCGCAUCCCUGCAUCCCUCCUCCCCUCUGCCCUUUCCCCCCGGAACCCCGCUCCCUGGUCCCCUGUGGCGGUGGUGGCUCUGGACUGCCUCUGGCUCAAGGGUGAUGGCAGCAGCCCCCGCCACCCCGGGGGGGACCAGCUGAGAGCCAGGGCGCACACAGGGUGCCAGGCCACCGUCCCCAAGGGCCUGUAGCAGUCUGAGGAGCCCGGUAGAGGCGUUGUGCCCAUGGGGCCGAGCAGAACGCAUUGCUGCUCAUGGUUGGGUUUUGCUCCAAGUCGCCCGGAUGGGAUAUUUAUGACAGUAGCAUAAAAAGGGCCCUUUUUGUUCCUCUAGAAUUGAUGUGGAUUCCCUCGGUCCUGCGUCCUUCCCUCCUCUGUAGGUUUUGGGGUUUGUUUUUAUAAACUAUAUCUCUGCAAAGGAUGCGCAUCCGGCAGCGGAGCUCGAUGGCCCGGCCUCUGUCCCGAGGAGCGGCACCCGUCUGCGUGUUCUGAACGUUGGUUUGGGGUUCCCCGUGUUCUGGUCAGGUUUUUUGCUCUUUAUUUUCUUUUUUUCUUUGUUUUUUUUCCAAAGAGGAAUUGUGCUUUUUCUUGUCAGAGCUGAGGAAUAAAACCCAGUCGAUGUUCUUA
Molecule: messenger RNA, 1261 nt
Organism: Neopsephotus bourkii (Bourke's parrot)
Lineage: Eukaryota; Metazoa; Chordata; Aves; Psittaciformes; Psittacidae
Gene: HSPB8
Product: heat shock protein family B (small) member 8
Exons: 3
Coding region: 24-626 (200 amino acids)
Biological process (GO): cellular response to unfolded protein
Cellular component (GO): nucleus; protein folding chaperone complex; cytoplasm
Molecular function (GO): protein homodimerization activity
Source: RefSeq, a predicted model, not a curated record